Messenger RNA from Protopolystoma xenopodis, 348 nucleotides. Lineage: Eukaryota; Metazoa; Platyhelminthes; Monogenea; Polystomatidea; Polystomatidae. The record is from the annotation of a GenBank genome assembly.
AUGAACUUGCGUGAUUUUUCUUCUGCAUGUGCCUCCAUUUCGCCCCACCAUACUCUGCCACAUCUCUUUAAAUGGGAUACUCACACUAGAUUUCCAAAAUCUUGCUUGUCUCAAGAUUCUUUCAUUCACAUCUCGCCUCCUAAAGCCAUACCAUCAUUCGCUUUGAGCUCUUUGACACCUAUUCCAUGUAGCAACACGACAUCAUCCCCUCUCAACCGAGGACCCAUUGCUUCCACCAUCCGUCUGCCUUCUGAAAUGGACGCCCCGAUGGAACAUUGUAGCGGCCAGACCCAUAUGCGGGACAAGCCUGGCUACCCGCCAGGACGAUUCAUCGAAGCAGAAAUGUAA